GCCUGAGUAGAAGCAAAGACCAAAUAGAUGGCACAGGGAUGAGCCUUGGCAACAGGAAGGGAGUGAGGGUGACGGGGAAAUAUGUGCCGCCGGUGGACUGGAGCAGCAGUGGAAGUGGUCCAUCCAUUGUCCACGCUCCCACCAGGACCCCUUUACCUCCAGACACCCCUACUGUAAUCUCCAUUGGCCAUCUGCCUCAGAAGCGCCUAGAGCAAGUUGAUGAUCCCAGGGUGGAUGAACCUGCCGUUGGGGAGGACUGGACCAGAGGGGCGAGCGUCCCCCGGCAGACCAUGGAAGAGCUGAAGACCAUCUUGAGAGACAGUCCUCUACUCAGCUUACGGGGAAGAGUUGAUGGGAAGCCAGGGAGUCCUUACACGUACCUGCACGGAAGCAGCACCGGCGGUGGUGGUGGAAGGCCUGAUGGACGACAGGACGAUGGAAACCCUAACAGGGCGUUCAGCACCUUCAAACCCCACUCUGAUGCUUCCAGAAGGGGGCCCAGCUCCACAGAUAGCACAUCUAUUCAGUUGCUUUCCACCAUGGAUUCAUCCAGCUCAUUCAGGUCUGAUGUAAACACAAAUAGACAGCCUGGAGUCAGGGCAAACACAUACGCAAGCAUUGGCUCCUGCGAAGAGACUGGAGCUUCUGGUACAGAUAACGGAAGCGACAUUAUCGAGAUCUUUGGAAACCAGAGUUUCAUUUCAGCCAUGGAGCAGAUCAAACAGCAGAUCGCCAGAGAAAACGUCAACUUCGUCCGCUUCGAUGCCACCGACCUCCACGGGGUGUCCCGGUCCAAGACAGUGCCUGUUCGCUUCUUCCAUGAGAAAGCAGUAUAUGGGGUGCCGAUGCCGAGAAGCUACUUGGAACUGACCCUGAGCCCUAAGAGCAAUGAAGUAGACCACGCCAACACUGCCAACUUCAGCAGUGAUGUUCUUCUGAUCCCGGAUCUUUCCACCUUCAGGGUCUUACCCUGGGCUGAGCAGACAGCCCGGGUCAUCUGCGACCCCUGCACGGUGACAGGAAGCCCCCUUCGCACUUCACCUCGCCUGAUCGCCAAGCAGCUCCUUGGCCAGCUCCAAAGCUUGGGAUUCUCCCUGCACUCAUCCUUCACUUAUGAAUGCUGCGUCCUCGGAGCGCCCGACCGGAUCGGACCAAAGACACUCAUGUUCCCAGCCACCACCCUGCUCAGCAACCACGACCUGCCUUUCUUCCAGCAGCUGGUGGACAGCAUGUAUUGCAUGGGCGCAGACGUAGACAGCAUCGCUUCUGCAAGCGGCCCCGGCCAGAUGGAGAUUAACCUGAGGCCAGAGUUUGGGAUUUCAGCUGCAGAUAGCGCCUUCACCUUCCGCACCGGCAUCAAAGAGAUGGCUCGUAAACACGGCUACAUUGCCAGCUUCUUCACCGACGAUGGCCUCUACAAUGCUGGGGUGCUCUCUCAUAGUUUGUGGGAUGCUAAUGGGCGACGUAGCCUCUUCCACAGCGGGGAGAAGGCAGGCGAGCUGUCAGAGAUUGGCAGGAAAUGGCUAGCCGGGCUUCUCACCCACUCUGCUGCCCUGAGCUGCCUGAUGUCGCCGGGCCUGGGCUGCCGGAGCCACAUUGCCAAGACGAUCAAAGACCCCAAACAAAUCCUUUGUGCCACCUACGGCUGCAAUGAUAACAGCAGCUCCUUCAACAUUAAGUGUCACGGAGGCAGGGAGACGCACAUUGACAACAAGCUGGGCUCAGCCAUGGCCAACCCUUACAUUGUGCUGGCUGCUACUGUGGCCGCAGGACUGGACGGCAUCAGACGAAACCUGAACAUCGACAGCAGUCUCAACAAAGCCCCCAGUCAACAGAGGGAGUUCCCCAUUCCUGUGAAGCUCGACGAAGCUCUGGAGGUACUGGGGGAGAAUCACGUCAUCCGCAGCGCCCUCGGAGAGCCAUUUGUUCAGUAUUUCAUUGCCAUGAAAAAGUUUGAGAUUGAGACCCAAGAACUGGACGAUGAGAGGAACAAGUGCUUUGAGUAUUUCAUCUAG
Molecule: messenger RNA, 2015 nt
Organism: Morone saxatilis (striped sea-bass)
Lineage: Eukaryota; Metazoa; Chordata; Actinopteri; Moronidae
Gene: lgsn
Product: lengsin, lens protein with glutamine synthetase domain
Exons: 3
Coding region: 39-2015 (658 amino acids)
Biological process (GO): lens morphogenesis in camera-type eye
Cellular component (GO): membrane; cytoplasm
Molecular function (GO): glutamine synthetase activity
Source: RefSeq, a predicted model, not a curated record